CGAACCCUGCAGCAAACGAAACUGCGGAAUCUAAACAAAGCUCUACAAAUAGUGACUGCGUUCGCAAGAAUAUCGCGAUUUAAUUCGUUUUUCUACAAUAAAACAAAAUGUAUUCCAUUGCAUACGGUUGUGAGUUGCUGCAGUUGCCGGUAGGAAGUGAAGGCGAGUGCAACAUACCGCUCGCAAUCGAGCGUUGGACGGGUCUGCUACCAUCGGAGUACUACUGCACCCAGAACGGACGCCGUGUAUUAGCCGCCGAUCAUGGCAAUCUCGUUCCGGAUGUUCCGCUGCGCGUCUGUGAGCGACUUCCGGGCGGAAAGGGAGGUUUCGGUUCGAUGCUGCGAGCCAUCGGUGCACAGAUCGAGAAAACCACCAACCGAGAGGCUUGCCGGGACCUGAGUGGACGCCGACUGCGCGAUAUCAACGAGGAGAAACGGCUCAAAGCGUACCUGGAGAAGCAACAGGAAGCGGAAGACAAUGAACGGGCCAAGGCGGAACGAAAGAUUGCGAAGCUGCUGUCCAAGCCGAAGCACGAGUUUCACGAUAAAGAGUACGAGCACGCUCGGAGUGAGCUGGUUGUGGCGGCCGACGAAGCGAUCGAGGAGGGAUUGCAGAAGGCAAUCGUGCUGGAGAUGGAACAGGCGGUGAAGGAUGCAGUGACGGCUGAAGUGGCUGUAACAACCAAGACGGCUGCUGACACUCAGGCCAAAGACAGUCGCAAAAGGAAGCUGCCGGAUGCGAAGUCUAAGAAGGCACCAGCUAAGAAAGGCGCUCUGUGGUUAGGUGUGGGAGAUCUGAGUUCUUCCAGCGAGACGGAUGACGAUUCAACGGACGAGAGUAGUGAUGGCGCGGUGGCGAAGGGAAAACUGGCUGCGGUGUGAGAUAUUUAUAGGAAAAUGUUAUUAUCAAAUCAUUCACCAUUUUUUUAUUUGUAUCUUUUCUAUACUCCCUCAUGUAGAGAUUAAUUAAGACGAGAAUAUACGUUACGAUGUACAUAAAGCUGCCGUUGUAAUUGUGUAAAGCUUGUGAAGAAUAAAAACAAACUAUUAAGAAGGAUAA
This is a messenger RNA of Anopheles arabiensis, 1059 nucleotides long. RefSeq names its product replication stress response regulator SDE2. Gene Ontology annotation, cellular component: nucleus. The record is from RefSeq and is a predicted model, not a curated record. The transcript is spliced from 2 exons. Bases 108 to 881 code for a protein of 257 amino acids. NCBI's taxonomy places the organism in Eukaryota, Metazoa, Arthropoda, Insecta, Diptera, Culicidae.